CCAGCACAAGGACCAUCAGAGGAACUUUAGCAUGGAGUUACCUUGGUCCUGGUGGUCAGAUCAUAUCUGCGAGGGUUUUGGCAUGCCAGCCUUUUAAAAUUUCAUGUGCAAGUCUGACAGAGACGGCUGGAAUUUGCAGCUCUGGACUAUCAAGACUGCGCAAGGAAUCUGCCCUCGUUGGAUCCUCUGCGUACCUGGUGAGUACAAGAGGACAAGGAAGAAUAUGGACCUGCAUUCCAGUAACAUGGUGCUUGAUUUGACUACAGUGUCCCCAUCUUCUGUGAAGAGCAACCUGGUCUGUGGGGAUGGACACAACGGGACUAGAGGCUUUACAGACCACAUCCCUGAAAUUAUCAUUGAUAGCAUUACACUGCUUAUCUGCCUGUGUGGGCUGUUUGGGAAUGGGGCCAUCCUCUGGCUCCUUGGUUUCUGCAUCAAGAGGAACCCUUUCACUGCCUACUUCCUGAACCUGGCCAUUGCAGAUACCUUUUUUCUCCUCUGCACAUCUAUUUUCCUCAUAAUAUACCAUGUCCCCAUGCUCAGCUGUUUUCAGCCAGAGCUUUUGCAUGUGCUCCUGCCAUUUCACUCCAUGGUUCUGCUCACAUACAGCACUAGCCUGUAUCUCCUCACAGCCAUCAGUGUGGAGAGGUGUCUGGGUGUCCUCUGGCCCUUUUGGUGCCGAUGUCACCGCCCAAAGCUCUUGUCAGCAGUCAUUUGUGGCCUGCUCUGGGCCCUCGCCUGCAUGCUCUCUGGGCUUGUGUACUUUGUAUGUGAUUUGGGUCACUCCAAACACUGCUGGAUGGUUCUCGCAACCUUGUGCUUUCUCAAUUUUUGCCUUUUCACUCCCUUUAUGGUUCUUUCUAAUGUGAUCCUGCUCAUCAAGCUUAGGUAUAGCUCAUGGCAACAUCACCCGGGAAGGCUGUACACAGUUAUCUUCCUCGCUGUUUUCUUCUUCCUUCUCUUUGCCAUUCCACUUAGUGCUCAGAUCUUCCUCAACUUCUUUGUCUAUGUUAAGUUUGUCUUGGAGAGCUCCCUGUUGCUGGCAUCCAUCAACAGCAGCAUCAAUCCAGUUAUUUAUGUCCUAGUCGGGAGCUACAGAAAGUCCAGGUUCAGGGGAUCUGUCAAAAUUGCUCUUGAGAGGGUCUUUGAAGAUAAGACAGAUCCCCAAAUGGUGGGCGAGACCCCUGCAGAGGGAACUGCUACUUAAACCCCUACAGCAUCCACCCAUCCAGGCUGCAGACUGGCAUUUGGAGAGGGGCAGCCCAGUUACCACAUCCCUCAUCUGCAUCUAUGGGAGCUGAGUCCUCCCUGCGGCUGGGUGAACAGGAACCGCGGUGGAUUACAAAGUGUGUCACAUGGGACACAGCCAGACUCAAUGAGAC
This is a messenger RNA of Struthio camelus australis, 1382 nucleotides long. Its product is annotated as proto-oncogene Mas-like. The record is from RefSeq and is a predicted model, not a curated record. Gene Ontology annotation, biological process: G protein-coupled receptor signaling pathway. Gene Ontology annotation, molecular function: G protein-coupled receptor activity. NCBI's taxonomy places the organism in Eukaryota, Metazoa, Chordata, Aves, Struthioniformes, Struthionidae. Gene Ontology annotation, cellular component: membrane.